AUUUGAUCCCUCACUCAUAUCAUUGCAGCACACCUACGCUAAGUUCCUCACAAUCAUGAAGAUUAAGACUGCCAUCCUCAUCUCCUGCUUGGUGAUUCUCACCACUGCCACGUUCGUCGCUGCCGCUUCGUACAAACAUGAGUGUGUGAACGAGACCGACUAUCCUGUUAGUAUCUCACUCAAGGCUGCAGUGGGUCUCAAGCUCAGCGUCAGCGGUGUGAUCAAAAUUGCCGCACACACUGUCUACACUGUCUUGUACACAGUUACCGGCCUGAUCAGCUCUGUCCUCGGAUUGACAUGGAAAAUCACCUGCGUGGUCGGAGGCGUGGUGCACAGCAUUGAUGUCAAAGUACCUUUCAAUGCUUCUGUGAAGAUCUACGCAACUGUAUCCGGAGAUAUUGCCAUUGCUGUCAACGGUGCUUUCAAGGGUUACUUGAUGCAUUACUAGAUUCGAAAGUAGUGAAGUUGAUGGAAUUGUGCAAUGUGAAGCCAAUUCGGAGGCCGGGUAACAAAUAAUUUCGUCGGGGCAGGGAUGAGUGCGAGCUUGAAAUACUUGUCUUUCGGUUACAGUCCAGAUAACUAUAUCACGCGGGGGCUGUCAUAGGGUAUUUAAUGUAUUUUAGCUCAGUCGCUGAGUAGAGGUUGCGC
Molecule: messenger RNA, 648 nt
Organism: Marchantia polymorpha subsp. ruderalis
Lineage: Eukaryota; Viridiplantae; Streptophyta; Marchantiopsida; Marchantiales; Marchantiaceae
Source: the annotation of a GenBank genome assembly